This is a messenger RNA of Elephantulus edwardii (Cape elephant shrew), 2002 nucleotides long. It is a transcript of the gene KLHL8, whose product is annotated as kelch-like family member 8. Lineage: Eukaryota; Metazoa; Chordata; Mammalia; Macroscelidea; Macroscelididae. The record is from RefSeq and is a predicted model, not a curated record. Gene Ontology annotation, molecular function: protein binding. The coding region runs from base 143 to 2002 and encodes 619 amino acids. The transcript has 10 exons.
CAAACUGGACAAAGCAGUUGACUGGAUCUUGAAACAUGUCUCAAAAUUAGUCUAGUGGGCUGCAUCUACCUUGUCCCCCCUUUUAAAAGAGAAUAAAUGGGCUGUUUGAGAAGAGAGUUCUAUUAAAAGGAGAGUCUCUCAAAUGGCUUCAGAACCUCUGAGUGCAAAACAAGUAAGGAAUCACGCCACAAAGGGGAAAAGGCAGCAGCCCCAGCAGAUAAAGAGCAGAUCUUCGCUUAGUGAUGGUGACGGGGAUGACUCCUUUACCUUUGAAGCAAAUGAAGCGUGGAAGGAUUUUCAUAGCUCUCUCCUUCGAUUUUAUGAAAAUGGAGAACUCUGUGAUGUUACACUAAAGGUUGGAUCAAAGCUAAUCUCUUGUCACAAGCUGGUAUUGGCUUGUGUCAUUCCCUACUUCAGAGCUAUGUUUCUCUCAGAAAUGGCUGAAGCCAAGCAAACACUGAUUGAAAUCAGAGAUUUUGAUGGUGAUGCAAUAGAAGAUUUGGUAAAGUUUGUCUAUUCUUCGCGGCUCACUUUGACUGUCGACAACGUCCAGCCUCUCUUAUAUGCAGCCUGCAUUCUGCAGGUUGAACUGGUAGCUCGAGCUUGCUGUGAAUACAUGAAGUUACAUUUUCAUCCAUCUAAUUGCCUGGCAGUAAGAGCUUUCGCAGAAAGUCACAAUCGCAUAGACUUAAUGGACAUGGCGGAUCAGUAUGCCUGCGAGCAUUUUACUGAAGUAGUGGAGUGUGAAGACUUUGUAAGUGUGUCACCCCAGCACCUCCAUAAGCUUUUGUCUUCCAGUGAUUUAAAUAUUGAGAGUGAAAAGCUGGUCUAUAGUGCAGCCAUCAAAUGGCUUCUUGCUAAUCCUCAGCAUCAUUCCAAAUGGUUGGAUGAAACACUUGCACAGGUUCGUCUGCCAUUGUUGCCAGUUGACUUUCUUAUGGGUGUUGUGGCAAAAGAACAGAUUGUCAAACAAAAUCUAAAAUGCAGAGAUUUAUUGGAUGAAGCGAGAAAUUACCACCUUCACUUGAGUAGCAGAGCUGUACCUGACUUUGAAUAUUCUAUUCGGACAACACCAAGAAAGCAUACCGCUGGUGUACUGUUCUGUGUAGGAGGUCGAGGUGGAUCUGGUGACCCCUUUCGCAGUAUUGAAUGCUAUUCUAUCAACAAGAAUAGUUGGUUCUUUGGACCAGAAAUGAAUAGUCGAAGGCGUCAUGUCGGUGUCAUUUCUGUUGAAGGUAAAGUGUAUGCAGUAGGUGGACAUGAUGGAAAUGAACAUUUAGGUUCCAUGGAGAUGUUUGAUCCACUGACCAAUAAGUGGAUGAUGAAGGCAUCUAUGAACACAAAGAGGCGUGGAAUUGCCUUGGCUUCCCUGGGAGGCCCAAUUUAUGCAAUUGGAGGGUUAGAUGACAACACUUGCUUCAACGAUGUGGAGAGAUACGAUAUAGAAUCUGAUCAGUGGAGUACAGUGGCACCGAUGAAUACGCCCCGAGGAGGUGUUGGCUCUGUGGCUCUGGUCAACCAUGUGUAUGCAGUUGGUGGCAAUGAUGGAGUAGCUUCGUUAUCUAGUGUGGAGAGGUAUGAUCCACAUCUGGAUAAGUGGAUAGAAGUUAAAGAAAUGGGUCAGCGAAGAGCAGGCAAUGGCGUUAGUGAGCUACAUGGUUCCUUAUAUGUUGUUGGUGGUUUUGAUGAUAAUUCUCCUCUGAGUUCCGUUGAGCGGUAUGACCCUCGAAGCAACAAGUGGGAUUAUGUGGCAGCACUUACCACCCCCAGGGGUGGAGUGGGCAUCGCAACGGUGAUGGGGAAAAUCUUUGCAGUUGGUGGUCAUAACGGCAAUGCGUACCUCAAUACAGUGGAAGCGUUUGAUCCAGUGAUGAACAGGUGGGAGCUGGUUGGAUCUGUGUCCCACUGCAGAGCGGGUGCAGGUGUGACCGUGUGCGCCUGUCUGACAAGUCAGAUCCGUGAUGUAGGUCACGGCUCCAGUAAUGUGGUUGACUGUAUGUGA